AUGGGCAAUCUCUUGAAGGCACCUCCGGAGGUCUUGUCCCGUAUCGCAAGAUACUUGCCCACCCAAGCGGACUGCCUGGCACUUUCUCUGACCUCUCGUGAACUUCAAGUCGCGGGUGAAACUCAAUUUUACCGCAAUGUCACGUUCAAUUUGAAAGAUAUUUCCUCAGACGAGCGCCGUCUGGAGGCAUUUGUCCGGUGUCUAAUGACGCGCCAGGACAGGUGCAGCUGGGUGCAAUCCCUAUCUGUCACCCUCUCCAAUCGCUCCCUCACGCGCAUGGAACACAAAAUUCUCGCCAUUGUCAUAAACAUCCUUCCAUCCCUCCGCAGCUUCAAAUAUAUCGACUACUCAGCCAACAAUUCUGUCUACCAUACCGCGAUUGACUUUCAUCCACCCCGCCGCCCUUUGCAGGCGGAGACAUCGCUCCGACAGUUUACCUGCCUCAACGCAAAUAUUCUUGACCAAGAGCCCUUUCUCGCUUUCCUCCAUUUCCACCAUGGAUUGCAACACCUCGAGUUCAGCGAGGACGCGUUAAAUGUGCCACAUUUAGGCAAAGGAAUAUUACCAAAUUUGGAAACUCUUCGAGCACCCGUCGAUGUUAUCCUCCGUUUGCUUCCUGGGAGGCAUAUCAAACGAAUCAAGACGACUAUCAGCCAAGAUAUGGCACCCAUCUGGGUGCAUACUCCCCGCGCAGCCUUUGAUACCACCAGAGUAUUCUCAUCUAGUGUUUGUGGCGAUGCUGAAGAGUUGCUGGAAUCCCUCGUUCUGCGGAUGAGCAAUCUGGAGUUCUUAGAGAUAGAGGAUGAAACCUGCAUCUCACUCUCGAUUCUACGGUGUACCAAAAUCAAGUUUCUCCGACUUCGCAACCUGUGGGGAGAGUUUUCCGCGCGGGUAGUCUUCAACCGCGUGCCAGCUCUGGAGUGCAUCGAACUACAACAUACUGUCGAGCUAUCUGCUGGUGUCAUCUCUCUGCGGUGGUGCAGGGAUGUAGAAAAACCCUACAUCGUCUCGUGGGAUUGUAAGGUGAAGGAAGAAUGGCUACGCGACUGGAGGAAGGAUUUGUUCGUCAGGCAUGAUAUGUGCCAUGAUGAUGAUGUCCCCGUAUUCGACGACGACGAAGUUUUGUGA
Pleurotus ostreatus (oyster mushroom) is the source of this 1128-nucleotide messenger RNA. RefSeq lists its product as uncharacterized. The coding region runs from base 1 to 1128 and encodes 375 amino acids. The transcript is spliced from 2 exons. Lineage: Eukaryota; Fungi; Basidiomycota; Agaricomycetes; Agaricales; Pleurotaceae. The record is from RefSeq and is a predicted model, not a curated record.